Molecule: messenger RNA, 2613 nt
Organism: Clarias gariepinus (North African catfish)
Lineage: Eukaryota; Metazoa; Chordata; Actinopteri; Siluriformes; Clariidae
Gene: prrx1b
Product: paired related homeobox 1b
Exons: 5
Coding region: 739-1545 (268 amino acids)
Biological process (GO): regulation of DNA-templated transcription
Molecular function (GO): DNA-binding transcription factor activity, RNA polymerase II-specific; DNA binding
Source: RefSeq, a predicted model, not a curated record
CUGUAAUCGGUGGAGGGGACAGAACAGCAGACACACCAGGGGUCUGUACAACCUCAGAGACGACACAAAAACCUUUUGGCUGCGUAAUUAUGAGUGCUUAUUAGGCCGAUCUUCUCUCCCGGGGGUCUAAUUCUUUUGCCGAACGUUUGAAGUGCCGAGAGCUGCGUUCCUUUUUCGUGAGUGCGUGCGUGCGUGUGUGUGUGCGUGCGUGUGUGGGGGUGUGUGUAGUGCUUGGACACGGAGCUUCGACGAAGCGGCAGUGUGUCCAGCCUCCUCGCGCUCACGGGACAGCCCGCAUUUACGAGUGCGCGCAUGUGUUUAGACAGCGGCAUUCCGGCAAACUGCGCUCAGUCUCAGGCACGCGUAGACCGAAAGCUUUCCUGCUCUCUUUCCCUCUUUUCUCUCUCUCUGUCCCUCUCUUUCUAUACGGAAGUAAACUAAGUCGGAAUAGGAGAAAAGGCGUUUCGUGGCGAGCUCGUGCGCAAAGGCGUCCAAACGCGCUUCCAAACAGCGGAGGUUUUGUUUUUUCCAGGGAAUUGACAGCUCCACGUAGGCUAACGUAAGGCACCACCCCGGGAUACGUGACCAAGAUUACAUUCACAAACGACAAAACAAACAAACAAAGAAAACGUAUUAAACAUUUAUUGGAGACACGUUUUCUGAUACACUCCGGUCGCCUAUGCAAGGGACGGUUCGUUGUUGCUCUGCGCUUUUUUUCUCAGCUAGCCUGUUUGCGUCAUGACUUCUAGCUAUGCGCAUGUAAUGGACAGACGAGCCGUGGCGGCGCCCAGCAGACUGGAGAGCCCCAUCACAGCCAACGUGGACAACCUGCAUGGCAAAAAGAACUUCUCGGUGAGCCACCUGUUGGAUUUGGAAGAAGCAGGGGAGAUGGUGGGCGCGCAGGCGGAUGAGAGCGCGGCGGAGGCGGGCAGGACCAUGCUGGAGUCUCCGGGUCUGACCAGCGGCAGCGACACGGCGCAACCGGAGAAUGAACAGCUGAACUCUGAGGAAAAGAAGAAGCGUAAGCAGAGGAGAAACAGGACCACGUUCAACAGCAGCCAACUACAGGCUCUGGAGCGGGUGUUUGAGAGGACGCACUACCCUGACGCUUUUGUGCGAGAGGAUCUGGCUCGUAGGGUCAAUCUCACCGAGGCCCGAGUACAGGUGUGGUUCCAGAACCGACGAGCCAAAUUCCGCCGUAACGAGCGUGCCUUGUUGGCCAGUAAGAAUGCUUCACUCCUCAAGUCGUACUCAGGAGACGUGACGGCGGUGGAGCAGCCCAUCGUGCCUCGACCCGCCCCACGUCCCAAUGACUACCUAUCCUGGGGCAGCGCCAGCCCUUACAGCUGGUUUCCGGGUUCGGACGGAGGGCCAGUACGAAUGCCUCAGAAAAUGCUGCCCACAGAAAGCAACACAAUGGCAACCUACCCACCCACUUGUGCCAACACCACUUCCACCCAGGGAAUGAACAUGGCCAACAGCAUCGCUAACCUAAGACUAAAAGCCAAGGAGUACAGCCUCAACCAGGUCCCCACUGUUAACUGAGACAGACGAGGGGGUGAGAGAGUAAAGAAGGAAGGAUGGAAAUGACAAAGAGGAAGCCUCAAAGGAGUUGGAUGCCUUAGAAGGCCUUAAAGAACAGGACAAAUUUGUCUGAGAUUCCCCUUUUUCUUCAAAACUCCAUUGGGAAUAGAACAGUCCUACCCUCCUUCUGGAAUUAUGAUUCUUCUUCCCCGCCUUUAUAUGCUGGCUUGUUUUUUUUUUUGUUUUUUUUUUGGUUACAAUCUUCAUCACUGCUGAUGAAUGUAGAUCCUUUAAUAAGGAAAGAGACUCUUCAUAUAUCUGGACUUAUGUGGAGACGGCAAGGCAGACUUAAUGUCUGGAUGAUUUAACCCCAUUUUUUGUGGCUUUAUAUUUAGAGUCAACUGAAGGAAGUGUGCUCUUCAAAGUGGAUGAUUGUAGUCUGAGUUUACCCAAGACGUGGGGAAAAAAACAAUAUUGGAUUUUCCAGCUCUUUAGAAGUGAAUGAGUAAUCCACCUGAACUGUAGAAAGCUGAAGGAACAUCUACCAACUGAACUGUUAACCUUGUUGUGGUAAACGAGGAAGGUCAUGUCUUACAUACAUUUCAUUUUAUAUAGCUUACUGUACUGUACCACUGACACGUAGCUGUUGGUGUUACAUGUAACUUCUCAUACUAACACCAAUGUAAUUAGGACAACUUAUACUUCCUGUUUUUUUUGUUGUUGUUGUUGUUUUAAAUCUGUAUGCCAUUUCAUAAAUGCAAAGCAUAUGGGAAUAAAGCGACUUGCAUUUCAAGCAGUAAUCAAGCAUAUUAAGAUUGGUUUAAAAGGACAGAUCACUUAUCGUGUUCCUAAGAGCUCUGUUGCAGGCAACAGAGUAAAACCACAUCAUGGCACACAAUCAUUUUUCCCCUUUUAACUAAUACGCCAAUAAUAAUAAAAAAAACCCCAUCAUGUUAUUUUAGUGAUUAAUGACAGAAGUGUGAGUCAGAGUGGUGUGACUUUAAACAGGGUUGAAGUUGUGUACAUCUCUGUGGAACUGUGUGAGAAAAUGAUUUAUUUAGAACGUGUAGUAAAUGCUUGUUUUAUUAA